Exophiala xenobiotica is the source of this 686-nucleotide messenger RNA. RefSeq lists its product as uncharacterized. The record is from RefSeq and is a predicted model, not a curated record. The coding region runs from base 1 to 630 and encodes 209 amino acids. NCBI's taxonomy places the organism in Eukaryota, Fungi, Ascomycota, Eurotiomycetes, Chaetothyriales, Herpotrichiellaceae. The transcript has 2 exons.
AUGGGAGAACCGAAGCGCCCUCUACCCUCCACGAUACAGGACGCUAUGAGUUUCGAGGACAUGCAUACAUUGGGGGGGAAAUAUAUCGGAGAGGGAGGCACUGGCGCCGUCUUCCUACUCAACGAUAUUGCAAUUAAAGUGGCUUACGACCAAGAUUACUGUGUGAAAAUCCAACAUGAAAAGAAUGUCUACGAACGUCUCGGUAACUUUUCCUCGCUCAAUGUCGAAUUCCCGACUUUCCGUCUCAGACACAACUGCUUUCCUGGUUCCGCCAGAUGGGCUCGCGCCGUGGCUGAGAUCCACGAGCGCCGCGUUCUCGUCGCCGAUACCAGUGCUCGAAACUCCCUCGUCGACAAGGAGCUAUCGGUCAAGGCAUGCGACUUUUCCGAGUCAUCGAUUCUCGACAUCAACUGUAACGUCCAGACUGCGGACGACUGUGGCUAUACUGUCUACACGGACAUCGGUCAACUGGGUGCCGUCUUCUACGAAGUCAUUACGGGAAAUAAGUGCAGCUUUGAUCUCUACAAGCAUCAUCCCCACGCGAAGAUCGCCGUGUUCCCACGAAGGGAGGACCUUACGAGUACCCAGAACCUCUGGCUAGGACCUAUCAUCGAGAAAAUGUUGGACUAAGGGAUUCCCGACCUACUAUGAGCUGUCUGCGACACUGGACUCAGCGCAACAAGUGG